Durusdinium trenchii is the source of this 1762-nucleotide messenger RNA. The record is from the annotation of a GenBank genome assembly. Lineage: Eukaryota; Dinophyceae; Suessiales; Symbiodiniaceae.
UGUGAAACGACAUGACUGAUGUAAGAUGGAGGUUCCCGGGAUGCGAUGAGGUCUCGACGAAACACGUGUGAAAAUUGCAGUGCCCAAGGCAGCUUGGCCUUCAGGUGGAACUCCCUGUGAUUUGACCAUGACAUUCUUGAAGCAGGUCAAAAUGGUUCUCCCCAUUGUCUUCCAGUUUAUCUUCUCAACUCACUCUGGUCCAUCCGGGCCUUCUCGAUCUUCCUCUCAUUCCUCCUCCUCUUCCGGGCGGGUGGCGCCCGCAUGAAGAAGACUUGUUCCUGGCGAGCGCAUGUUCGCUCCUGAGACAGCAACGCCUAGACCAUUGGCGCAGCAAUGUCCACACAUUCAAUACUAGGCAUUUUGCCAACAGCAACCAACUGGGAGAUCCGUGAGGCCUUUUUGGCUUCAGCUCUUCGAGCGCAUCCUGACCGCGGAGGCUCUGAUGAAAAGCUUCAGAAGGUGUUACAUGCCUUUGAAAGACUGUGUCAGACUUCUGCUCGCGGAAAGUGUUUUAUUCGGUGCGAAGCUCGCGCGAGAAAGUUCCACGCCUCCAAAGAGGGGAGGAAAUGCUCAACGCUGCCACGGCUGUGCAAGCUACUGUUCAGCCUUCCAGUAGAGCAGCGACGAUCUGUCCUGCAACAUCGCUUUUCCCAGCCGCAACGUUUGCAGCUGGAGAGGUGGAUGUUGGCGCAGCAGGAAAUUGAUCGUCGUGAAGAAGUGAAGGAUCUCAAAGACUGCGAGCUCUUCAAUGCUUCCAGGACCAGCUCCUUGCGUAGACGGGUGCAGAGUGUGGUGCGAGUAACUCGCGGAAGCCGGAAGUACCGAUACUAUUUGGCGUCAGCAGCAGUUGACGGCCUCAGACUGAUGACCCGUACAGUUAGCAGUUUGGAGGUGGCGCUUCGCUUUCAUUCACUUCUGGUGGUCGUCAAGCAACGGACCUAUGUUGGCUCUGGCAGUUUCGAGUCCAGGUUCCGAAAUGCUCUGAGCACGACUCUGUCAGAAUUCGACGUCGAUCCAGAUUCUAUGGGUCUCAAAAUCAUUGUCAGCUUGCGUGUGCUUUGGAUGAAGACGCCCUUGCGGACACCUGCCUAUUUCGUAGCAUCUCACUUGGACAAGGGCUUGCAGGCUUUACAUCGGCUUCAGCAGGCAAGGGGCCACGCGCAGAACUAUGUUCUGCGGACCGUCACUCAAGCAGAACUGGACAAGCGAUGGGCUCACAUACGAGGCGAAUAUUUGGACAUCAUGAUGGAGGCCGGAUGCAACAAGCAGGCUGUCAUGAGCCGGCUUGAUGUUCUCGAUCGCGAAAGAAGCAGCAAACUGCAGGAACAAAUCCGACGGUGGCUUACUGUGAAGGACCGCACCUUGCAAAACUGCAAGCGAAAAUCGUGCGCUGGGGAGGCACAGUCCCAAAAAGUUCGCAGAAUCAAAGCCUUGCUCUCCAGAUGGAACUUGGGAAAUAGACGCCCUUCAGGGCUAUGACCAAAACCGCUGUUGGAGGCUAGCGCUGAGAAAAAGGCUGCGGCUACGAUCACUCCAGUAUGAGCUUUGAGUCGUUCAACUCUUUUUAAGCACGUUUGGGGUAGCGGUAGAAGGGUAGAAGCAGUUCUUCUGGGAACAAGCUCCCGAAGGAUUUGUUGGAGAAGUCAGAGUGCACGUGCACAUGAAAGUUGGAUAUUGGAAGAGAAAAGAUGUCGUCAAUGAGUCAACCAAUGGGUUGGGAAUGAGCGUUAGAUUCUCAAGGCAACAGAAUCUUUUGCAAGGC